AUGCACGACCCGAGGAUCCCGCGCGGGAGCAUCUUCGCCCCGGUGAACACUGCGAGGGCGGUUGAUGCUCGGGAUAAGGUGAAGAAGCGGAGAGGAACCACCACCAAGAGGAGGAGCAACAACAACAAUAAGGGCAACCCCAGUAUCUUUGAGGCACAAGCUGUGCCGUCGUACGGGUGUAGGUUACUUGAUGCUUUCACGUCGAUAUCGCUGGAUGCAAACCUUAUAGAGCAGACGCAGCCGACCCCUGAACGCGAGUCGUUUAGCCAGACGGACGAUUGUUGUACUUCGAUAGUGGUUUUUCCAUUGCUGACACCGCUCUGGCAAUUUUCAUCGUUGCAGAUCGAGGAAUCCGACGGAUUGUUCAACUUCGACGUCGAAGUGAAGCCGCUGUUGAAUGUUUUGGUGAAUAAGACCCUCGCACAAGCGCUCGUGGAAGUGAAGGAAGAGCAGGAGAUGCAGAUGCUGCACCGCCAGCAUGAGGUGGUGAAGGCUGAAAAGCGCGACGCGAGGCAGGCAGAGCGUGAUUUGGAGGAGAAGGCGAAGGAGGCAAACCGCAAGAAAGAGCUCAUCAAGAAGAAGAAAGCCGAAAAGCAGAUACGCGAUCAAAUCAUGCGCAGGAAAUUAUUCGCGUGGCAGUUUGCACGUCCUAUGGUAUCCCAAGCCAUCGACCAGGCUACCACGACACUCCAGAAGAAGGGAGUAUUUUACGACCCGAUGCUGCGCAACCUCGCAAUUUGGCUCGCGGGCGAUGUAUACCAAGCUGCCGACGACACGAUUCGAUUGCGAGCUCUCUCCGUUGAGUUGCUCGAUGGUAUGUUGUACUACUGCGUGUACGUUGCUGGAUUGAGAAUGUGCUAA
This is a messenger RNA of Phytophthora sojae, 861 nucleotides long. RefSeq lists its product as hypothetical. Gene Ontology annotation, cellular component: cilium. The record is from RefSeq and is a predicted model, not a curated record. NCBI's taxonomy places the organism in Eukaryota, Oomycota, Peronosporomycetes, Peronosporales, Peronosporaceae. Bases 1 to 861 code for a protein of 286 amino acids. The transcript is spliced from 4 exons.